AGAUGGAGAGCGACUCGGAGAUGGUUGCGUUGCCAUUGUUACCGACUCCGAUAGAAUCAAACUACAGGGCUUGCACCAUUCCUUAUCGCUUCCCUUCCGAUAACCCCAAGAAGGCCACUCCCACCGAGAUCUCCUGGAUCGACCUCUUCCUCAAUUCCAUCCCUUCUUUCAAGGAUCGUGCAGAGAGCGAUACAACCGUUCCAGAUGCUCCUGUUCGAGCUGAAAAAUUCGCCCAAAGGUAUGCGGAGAUCCUUGAGGACUUGAAGAAAGAUCCGGAGAGCCAUGGUGGGCCACCAGAUUGCAUUCUUCUCUGCAGAAUCCGUGAGCUCAUACUCAGAGAACUGGGAUUUAGGGACAUAUUCAAGAAAGUUAAGGAUGAGGAGAAUGCAAAGGCUAUAUCACUGUUUCCUGAAGUUGUCCGUCUGAGUGAUGCUAUUGAAGAUGAAGGAAAGCGCAUAGAGAAUCUCGUUAGAGGGAUUUUCGCUGGAAACAUCUUUGAUCUGGGUUCUGCUCAGCUUGCCGAGGUUUUCUCAAAGGAUGGGAUGUCAUUCUUGGCUAGCUGUCAAAACUUGGUUUUACGGCCAUGGGUCAUUGAUGACUUGGACAGCUUUCAAGCUAGAUGGAUCAAGAAUCCAUGGAAGAAGGCAGUGAUAUUUGUCGACAACUCUGGUGCAGACAUUAUUUUGGGUAUCUUGCCGUUUGCUAGAGAAAUGCUACAGAUCUUGUCAAAGGUGCUGAAUGGAGUAAUUCUGCUCAAGGAUGAAAACGGACAAUUGAUGGGCGUUGAUACCACAAAUCUUCUGAUUGCAAAUUCAGGGAACGACUUGCCGGUUAUUGAUCUUGCAAGAGUAUCACAGGAGGUUGCUUACCUUUCUACGGAUGCAGACUUGGUCAUAUUGGAAGGCAUGGGACGUGGAAUAGAGACAAACCUUUAUGCUCAGUUCAAGUGCGAUUCCCUCAAGAUUGGAAUGGUUAAGCAUCUAGAAGUAGCACAGUUUCUGGGAGGACGGCUUUAUGACUGUGUCAUCAAAUACAAUGAAGUUCAGAGU
Thlaspi arvense is the source of this 1049-nucleotide messenger RNA. NCBI's taxonomy places the organism in Eukaryota, Viridiplantae, Streptophyta, Magnoliopsida, Brassicales, Brassicaceae. The record is from the annotation of a GenBank genome assembly.